ACCAGGAAGCCUGUUGAAGGCGAAACUAGUUGAUCGUAGAGACGCCCUGUUUCAUUGUCUGCCGGCAGAAACCCGUGGUUUAUGGGCUCCGUGUGACUUGAAGAUGGCAGCCAUUUUCAUGGCAUCUUUUCUCUUUUGCAUUGCCUUUGGGCAUGUUUUCUCAAUGUGUAUGCUGACUGAAUAUACCAUGUACGUGGAGAGAGAGGAGUGUGCUUAUUGUAUUGCCGUCAACACCACCAUAUGCUCUGGAUACUGCAAGACAGCGGACCCCAACAUGAAGGGAAGACAACCAAAGACCAAUCCGAGUCAAAAUGUCUGCACAUACAGCGAUUAUAUAUACAAGACUGUCUCGGUUCCAGGAUGCCCAAUGCAUGUAAACCCGCUGUAUACCUACCUUGUGGCAUUAAGAUGCAAGUGUGACAAAUGUAACACUAACUAUAUUGACUGUAUACAAGACAGGAUCAUCUCUAAUUACUGUACAAAACCAAGAGAGCCAAAAUACCUGCUCUACAAUUACAUAUAAUAAUACAGAAAUAUCCUUACAGUAUAUCCAGGUCCCCAACUCCCCAAACACCAUUUUAUUAUAUAUAUAUUUUUAUUAGUUGUUUAUUUUCCCAUUUUAAAACAGGAGGCUGGCUAAAUUGUAUUGUUUUCUAUUCUUUUUAAUGCAAAAUGUUUUUAUUAAAUGUUUGUACUGAUCUUGAUAUCCUUUAUUUAUAAUGCGCCAACAUAUUACGCAGCACUGUACACGAGGGCCUACUUCAAGUUUGCACGCUAUGCCGAUAUUCACGCAACUGAGCAAUUAUCAGUAGACUGCGCAUGGGCCUGCGAUCGCAGUGCGCAUGCACCUAGGUGCCUUAGUGAUGCCGCUCACAGUGAGAAUUUAAAUACAGAGUGAUUGGCAGGAAGGGACCAUUUGGGGGAAGUAAUGUGGAGUGGCGGCAAAAACGCAGGCGUGCCGCGGCUGUUUUCUUAGAGCGUGUAUCUGCCUUUGGCAGCUACCGUGUAUGCAGAGAAACAUGGUGGCAGCGUCGCUGUUCCUCAUUACUGUGAUGAUGCUGUGUAUGUGUAGAAAGUGGCUGAGGUUUUUGCGAUGGCUGCAGUGGGCAUCUAUACUCUUUUCUGGUCAGCAGCUUCACUUGCGAUAACUAGCAAGUCCAUAGGCUGAAAAGACACAGCUGUGUAGGCAUGUGUGUACAGACAUGAAUUAGACUCUGAGUGCAAUCAAGAUAGAAAUACAGUAAAUAAUGUUCAAUGAAAUCAAGGGCAGGUUAAGAUGGCUCUGACCAAAUGACCUUCCAGUCUAAGGGAUGUGGGCAGGUCCAUCUUAACGUAUGGGCUCACUGGGCAUCUGCGCAGAGCCCCACGAUUCUAGGGGCCUUCAAGAGGGGACAGACUGUGCUGGUGCUUCUGGAGCUUCUUGGGAGGCAGGUAUAGUACCUGCCUCUCAGCCUGCAGCCAGACAGCGAAUAGCUGUCAGCAUGCUGAUUGGUGGAUGGCUGGAGCUAUCCACCAAUCAGAGUGUAGAAUUCUCUAUCUGCCUCCCAGCCUGCAGACAGACAGUGAACCGCUGUCAGCAUGCUGAUUAGUGGAUGUUUUGAGUUAUCCACCAAUCAGAGUGUUGUGGGUCAGUCAUUGUAUGGAGGCAUGUGGAGAGAUGGAGAGGAACUACAAGAGGGGUAAUUCAUUAUUAUUUUUAUUUAUUCCCAUGAAUGGGUGAGUAGGGGCCCCAGUGCACUUCUUUGCCCAGGGCCUACAAUGCUUUUAAGAAUGCCCUGGAUGUGGGGAACAAUUAAUACAUAAAGCAUUACAUACCGUACAAGUGCCUAAACUACAAGCAACCACUUAUAUUAUUCACAUUCUAUCACAUGAUUAUUUAGUAUUAUAUCACCUGGUACUGCAAAGGAAACAUCCUCCUGUAUCCUUCAUUUUUCCUUUCAAGUAUGUACGUCCUUGGAGGGACUGUUCUUUGUUAGCUUAUGGUUAGAGUUAACCUAAAUGAUUGUCAAUAUACUGCUUUUAGAUAUAAGCUUUGGGUAUACUGUUACAUUUUACAUCUAUAUAAAUCAGGAAACUCAUACACAAAUUUAUACAACUUACAUGUAUGAUAAAUUAAAUCAGUAUGAUUAUCAAAUGUCCUGUUUAUCUAUUUGUAUAUCAAAAGAGUAAAUCAUGACAUAAUGAUACAUAAAAGCUUUCAGUUUGCAUAUUAGAUUCCAUGGAUGCUCAACAGUUAUAUAUGAUUACUGUCUCCAUGCAUUGUUUAAUUACUAUUACUAGCAUAAAAUUGUCUAUAUUAUUCAAUGAUGUUUAAAAGGUUAGUACCUCUUUUAAGUAAUUAUUUGCCUUUCAAAAGGGGAAAACCUCUGGAAACAUACAAUUACAAAAGGAAAUUAUUAGAAGAAAAAUGACUGCAGCCAUGAUUACAUUUGGGGCCAAAUGUAAUAGAGUGAGAGUU
This is a messenger RNA of Pseudophryne corroboree (corroboree frog), 2458 nucleotides long. RefSeq names its product thyroid stimulating hormone subunit beta (gene TSHB). The transcript is spliced from 3 exons. Lineage: Eukaryota; Metazoa; Chordata; Amphibia; Anura; Myobatrachidae. The coding region runs from base 104 to 523 and encodes 139 amino acids. The record is from RefSeq and is a predicted model, not a curated record. Gene Ontology annotation, molecular function: hormone activity. Gene Ontology annotation, cellular component: cytoplasm; extracellular region. Gene Ontology annotation, biological process: G protein-coupled receptor signaling pathway.